Messenger RNA from Trametes versicolor FP-101664 SS1, 1989 nucleotides. Its product is annotated as acetolactate synthase. Gene Ontology annotation, biological process: L-valine biosynthetic process. Gene Ontology annotation, cellular component: acetolactate synthase complex; mitochondrion. Lineage: Eukaryota; Fungi; Basidiomycota; Agaricomycetes; Polyporales; Polyporaceae. The coding region runs from base 1 to 1989 and encodes 662 amino acids. The record is from RefSeq and is a predicted model, not a curated record. The transcript has 5 exons. Gene Ontology annotation, molecular function: acetolactate synthase activity; magnesium ion binding; thiamine pyrophosphate binding.
AUGCUUGAGGCAAAGUCAAGAGUGAGGGAACACGCCAGGAAUAUCAGCAGGUCCACGCCCCGCGAGGCGACCCCUUCAUCCUCUGUGCGGCCGUCCCCAGCGCCGGGAUACCAGCAGCUGCCGACGAAAAACAACGUUCCUUACCCUCCCUCCACUCUCGGACCCAAUGCGGAGGGUCCCCUCGACCACUCCUUCAUUGGCAUGUCCGGCGGCCAGAUCUUCCACGAGAUGAUGGUCCGCCACGGCGUCAAGCACAUUUUCGGAUACCCCGGCGGCGCCAUCCUCCCCGUAUUUGACGCCAUCUACAACUCUCCGCAGUUCGAUUUCGUCCUCCCAAGGCACGAGCAGGGCGCAGGCCACAUGGCCGAGGGAUACGCGCGCGUCACGGGCAAGCCCGGCGUCGUUCUCGUCACUUCCGGUCCGGGCGCGACAAACGUCAUUACGCCUAUGCAGGACGCGCUUAGCGACGGUGUUCCCCUUGUUGUAUUCUCCGGCCAGGUGGCCACGUCCUCCAUCGGAUCCGAUGCCUUUCAGGAAGCCGACAUGCUCGGCAUCUCACGAGCAUGCACGAAGUGGAAUGUCAUGGUCAAGGACAUCUCCGAGCUUCCCCGCCGCAUCAACGAAGCGUUCAAGAUUGCGACGUCCGGCCGACCAGGUCCCGUUCUCGUCGACCUGCCGAAGGAUAUCACCGCUGGCAUCCUGAAGACCCCUCUGCCGUACAAGGCGACGACUCCUGGAACCCCUCUGGGACUCCCCUCAAACCCGCUGCACAGGACGAACCAGCCUCUGGACCUCGCUCUCAUCCAGCAAGCGGCCGACCUCAUCAACCAGGCGAAACGGCCGAUCAUCUACGCCGGAAAUGGCGUCCUCUCUUCACCUCUCGGUCCCGAGCUCUUGAAGCAGAUUGCAGACCAGGGCAACAUCCCCGUCACGACAACGCUACAGGGUCUCGGCGCGUACGACGAGAUGGAUGAGAAGAGUCUGCAUAUGCUCGGCAUGCACGGGUCCGCAUACGCGAACCUCGCGAUGCAGCAAGCCGAUGUUAUCAUCGCUCUCGGCGCGCGCUUCGACGACCGUGUGACGGGCAAGGUCGACUUGUUCGCGCCCGCUGCGCGUGCGGCGGCGCUCCAGGGAACCGGUGGUAUCAUCCACUUCGAGAUCCAGCCGAAGAACAUCAACAAGGUCGUCGAGGCGUCCAUCCCCGUCCUCGGGGACGUCGUCGCGAACAUGGCGGCUCUCGCGCCCUUGGUUCGUUCGUCGCCCCGCAAGGAGUGGUUUGACAACAUCCGCGAGUGGAAGGCGAACUACCCGUUCACGUACGAGAAGAGCAAGGCCGGGUCGCCGAUGAAGCCGCAGGAGGUCGUGGAGGAGCUCGACAAGCAGACGGCGCACCGGAAGGAGGACGUCAUCAUCACGACUGGUGUUGGCCAGCACCAGAUGUGGGCCGCGCAGCACUUCCGGUGGAGGCACCCGCGCUCGAUGGUGACGUCGGGUGGUCUUGGUACGAUGGGCUUCGGUCUUCCGUCGGCCGUUGGCGCGAAGGUCGGCGCGCCUCACAAGACCGUCGUUGACAUCGACGGCGACGCGUCGUUCAGCAUGACCGCCAUGGAGCUGCAGACCGCAUCGCAGUUCAGCAUCGGUGUCAAGGUCUUGGUACUCAACAACGAGUUCCAGGGCAUGGUCCUGCAAUGGCAAGAUCUGUUCUAUGAUGCGCGGUACGCGCACACGCGUAUGGUGAACCCCGACUUUAUCGCCCUCGCGAAGUCGAUGCGUGUUCACGCGAUCCGCUGUGAGCGCGCCGAGGACCUGCCGGCGAAGAUGAAGGAGUUCCUCGAGUACGACGACUCGAAACCGGUGCUCAUGGAGUGUGUGGUGGAGACGAACGAGCACGUGUUCCCUAUGGUCCCCGCGGGCAAGGCUCUGCACGAGCAGCUCCUGCACCCCUCGUUCCGAGCAGCAUACGCGAAGGCGCACGGUAAAAAGGCUUGA